CCAAAAAAUAAAUAAUACAAUAAAAUUGUGACCACCUCAGUGGCUUAAUCAAAAAGAGGCAACAUGACUGAAAAGGCAUUAUGUGAUUCAAUGUUCUUUAAAGCCAAAGCCAGAACCUACAGAGGGGCAUCAGGUGAACACCAUCUAACAUCAUGUCAAUGUAGCCCAACCAUCCCAGCUUUGGGGAAGCACUUCUCUGUCCUUCGUGAUUGGGCCCCGUGUCCAAGUAGGAGCCAAGACUGAACCACAGACUUCCUGACUCCCAGGCCAGAGCUCUCUGAGGGUGGGGUCUUCACCUCAUGCUGGGAUGGGGCAUGACCAGGUCUGCUUGUCUUCUCUUUCCAGAGAUGGAGCAGAAGGAAGGGAAGCCCUCUGGGGAUGGGACCACCGUCUCCCCAGCUGCAGGCAACCCUGAGAUAUCAGGAGGUGGAGCCCCUGCAAAGGAGACCAAAGGCACAGCUGGAAAGGCCAUCAGUGAGGGGCCUCCCGCUGAGUCAGGAAAGCAGGAAAAGGCACCAGCCGAGGAUGGCAUGUCAGCGGAACUCCAGGGGGAAGCAAAUGGAUUAGAUGAGGUCAAAGUGGAAUCUCAGAGGGAGGCUGGUGGGAAAGAGGACGCUGAGGCUGAACUUAAAAAGGACGAUGGUGAGAAGGAAGAGACCACUGUGGCUUCUCAGGAGACGACUGGCAGGAAAGAAGAGACCAAAUCUGAACCCAAGGAGGCUGAGGAAAAGGAGGAGAGCACGCUGGCCUCUGAGAAGCAGAAGGCUGAGGAGAAAGAGGCCAAACCUGAAUCUGGGCAGAAAGCCGAUGCCAACGACAGAGACAAGCCUGAGCUUAAGGCAACAGUUGAGGAGGAGGAGGCCAAGACAGCCUCUCAGGAGGAGACAGGCCAGAGGAAGGAGCGCAGCACUGAACCCAAGGAGAAGGCUACUGACGAAGAGGCCAAAGCUGAAUCGCAGAAGAAGGCUCUUGUGGAGGAUGAGGCUAAGGCUGAACCCAAGGAGCCCGAUGGGAAAGAGGAGGCCAAACAUGAUGCAAAAGAGGAGGCUUAUGCAAAGGAGGAGGCGGAGGAGGCAGUGAGUGAGGAGCCAGGCAGUCCCAGCGAAGAGCAGGAGCAGGACGUGGAAAAAGAGCCAGAGGGAGGGGCAGGGGUGAUUCCCAGCUCCCCAGAGGAGUGGCCUGAGAGCCCCACUGGGGAGGGGCACAACCUCAGCACAGAUGGGCUGGGUCCAGACUCUGUAGCUUCCGGAGAGACUAGUCCUUCAGCCAGUGAGUCUUCACCCAGCGAUGUGCCCCAGAGUCCCCCUGAGUCCCCUCCCUCAGGGGAGAAGAAGGAGAAGGCACCAGAGCGCAGGGUAUCAGCCCCUGCUCGGCCCCGGGGGCCCCGGGCACAGAACCGCAAAGCCAUCGUGGACAAGUUUGGCGGGGCAGCGUCCGGCCCCACGGCCCUGUUCCGGAACACUAAGGCAGCCGGGGCAGCCAUUGGUGGUGUCAAGAACAUGCUCUUGGAGUGGUGCCGAGCCAUGACAAAAAAAUACGAGCACGUGGACAUCCAGAACUUCUCCUCCAGCUGGAGCAGUGGCAUGGCCUUCUGUGCCCUCAUUCACAAGUUCUUCCCCGACGCCUUUGACUACGCAGAGCUGGACCCUGCAAAGCGCCGGCACAACUUCACCCUGGCCUUCUCCACAGCAGAGAAACUGGCUGACUGUGCUCAGCUGCUGGACGUGGAUGACAUGGUACGGUUGGCUGUGCCCGACUCCAAGUGCGUCUACACCUACAUCCAGGAACUGUACCGCAGCCUCGUGCAGAAAGGACUGGUGAAGACCAAGAAGAAGUGAGGAGGUGACUGGCUUUGUGGGCAGAGAUGGGCAGGGUGCCCAGCUCACCAGCCAUGGCCUGGGGGCUCCCUUCUGCUCCAUGGAGGCACCAGAGCCAGGGGCUUAGGCAAGGGUGUGUGGCGUUGGUUUUAACUGCAUUAAAAGUACUUUUGUAAAAUCCUGUCUGGCCCCUCAGUGCUCUCUCCAUACUUGGCCCAGGAACCUCUGCACUCUGGGAUAACAAACUCUGGCCAUAGGGGAUUCCUCACCUGCUGAGGUCUCAAUAACUGUGCAAGGUGUUUGGAAAAGGACAAUGGCCUGGGUCCCACCACUAACCAGCUGUGUGACACAUACAGUUAACCUCUCUGGGCCUCAGUUUACAGUCUGAAAGGGGAUAAUGAGAGUUCCAACCUUAUGAAGGUGUUGCGAGAGUUAAACGAGAUAAUGAAAUGGGCAAAAAGCUUUGCCCAGUCCUGCCACUCAAGUGUUCAGUAAGUGGUCGCCAAAAAUAAAAAACAAACUUACAUUUUGACUCUGGUGGCACUUCUGGUUAUCUUCCCCUCCUUCCACACUUCUUCUCAGGUUAGGGGACUCCAGGGCAGGAGCUGGAGAAGAUUCUCUAGAAACUAGUGGGAUCUGGGUGACUUCCUUGACUCAAAUCACCCCAUAUUCUAUCUCUGAAAAGCCAGCAGUAUUCCAGGAGCUUACAACAAUUGCAACCAGAAAGUUCUUCUUCUGGGUUAAGUUAAUCCCUCUACUUGGCUGAAGUUUUGGCUUGUUUGUUUUUCCAUUGCUCAUGAGAUACAAAUCCCUGAGCUGAUUACAAUUUCCUGCUAACUAUCCAGUCUGGCUUUAUCAGCCAUUUGGGGCAUGUGUGCUGAUGAAAGCAGCUCAUGAAAAAUACAGAAAACAAAACACACCCCAGCCAUAACCCUGGCUCACCUGCAGGGGUGUGGAUUGGCAGAGUGGACCCCAGCAAUCCACUGAAGUGCUCUGUGCCUCAACUGCCUCAUCUUUAAAAUGGGGGUGUUGGCCGGGCA
This is a messenger RNA of Nomascus leucogenys (northern white-cheeked gibbon), 2857 nucleotides long. It is a transcript of the gene SMTNL1, whose product is annotated as smoothelin like 1. Gene Ontology annotation, biological process: actin cytoskeleton organization. The record is from RefSeq and is a predicted model, not a curated record. NCBI's taxonomy places the organism in Eukaryota, Metazoa, Chordata, Mammalia, Primates, Hylobatidae. Gene Ontology annotation, cellular component: filamentous actin; microtubule organizing center. Gene Ontology annotation, molecular function: protein binding.